CGGUUUUGAACACAGUAAAGCAGUGCAGCGGCGCGCGCGCUCCCUCCCUCUCUCUCUCUCUCUCUCCCUCCGUCUGUCUGCGCUCUCUCUCCCUCUCUCCCUCUCUCUCUCCGGACCCGCGGAGCCGCACUUUCCUUUUGUUUUUUUUUGAGCGACUCAUGGCAACUUUCAUCAUCUGACUCUCUUUUUCCCCGUUUAUUAUUAUUAUUAUUAUUAUUAUUAUUAUUAUUAUUAUUAUUAUUGUUUUCAUUUUCGUCAUUUGAACUGGAGCUCGCGCGCGCACUCCUCGCCUAAACGGAAUACCCCUCUCUCUCUCUCUCUCUCUCUCUCUCUCUCUGUGUGGAAUUGGUACCUGUGAGCUCCGAAGUGCCCGGUGGAGGAGGAGAGGAGGAGGAGGAGGAGGAGGAGUUGCGGAUUAACCCGGUGUCGGUGAUGUGCGUCCGGAGCUCCGGUGGCGCGAGCGCUGCGCUCGCGUGUCUGUAGCGGAUGAUGUAGCGGAGAGUCCCGGUCACUCUGCGGCGGAGACACUUCAGCUUCACCCUCACCGCUUUCAUGUGCAGUGCUAUUAGUGUUAUUAGUGUUAUUAGUAUUUGUGUUAUGAUCCUCCUGUGAAUGAGAGACUGACGCGCAUGUGUUCGAGUCCCCUGUGGGAGCUGUGGAUCAGUGCACGAGACGAGUCGCACCGCCGUGUUUACCGGACUAACCCCUCCUGCACCGGGAUGCUGCAGCCCUAGAGUCUCUCCGGGCCUCGGGUUUGCGCGCGCUCUCGCACCUGGAGUCGGGAUAUCAGGAGUUCGGAUUGUCAGAGACACUCUUCAGGGGCGUUUCUUUUAUUCUUAUUAUUCUUAUUAUUAUUUCUAUUCUAUUCUAUUCCCACGUCUGUGUCGCGUGAAACGGAUUUAGAGGUCAUGGGGGAGUCUCUGUGGACCUACUACUUUGGGGUGUUGGUGCUCGCGUGCAAGGUGAACGCAACCGUACUGGAGUCCAUCUACUGGAACACGACCAACACCAAGUUCGUUCCAGGUCAGGGUUUAGUCCUGUACCCUCAGAUCGGUGAUAAAAUGGACAUCGUGUGUCCACGAGUGGAGGGCGGGUCUAUGGACGGAGUCGAGUACUACAAACUCUACAUGGUUCCACGCGACCAGCUGGACUCGUGCACGGUGACGAAGGCCGACACGCCGCUGCUGAACUGCGUCAAACCCGACCAGGACGUCAAAUUCACUCUCAAGUUCCAGGAGUUCAGUCCGAACCUGUGGGGCCUGGAGUUCUUCAGAGGGAAAGACUACUACAUCAUCUCAACAUCGAACGGAACGAUGGAGGGCCUGGAGAACCAGGAAGGAGGGGUGUGUAAAACGAAGUCCAUGAAAAUCGUCAUGAAGGUCGGACAGAACCCGUCAGACCCACUACCACCGAAAGAGUAUCCCACCAAACAUCCGCCCAAAUACACAGACACGGGCAACGGUAAUUCCAACGAAGUGAUCGACCAACCAGGAGUGUCUCAACACGAGAGUGAGACAGUCGACGGUGGCAGUGGAGGUAAAUCAUCAUCAGUGAUCGGCUCGGAGGUGGCUGUGCUCGCCAGCAUCGCCUCGGUUUGCGUGAUCGCCGUGGCCAUCGUGGCCACGCUGGUAGUGCUGCUGCUCAAACACCGGCGGCGCCACGGCAAGCACUCGCCCCCUCACACCACCACGCUGUCGCUCGGCUCGCUCGCCACACCCAAAAGAGGCGGCGGCAACAACAACGGUUCCGAGCCCAGCGACAUCAUCAUCCCGCUGAGGACGGCCGACAGCGUGUUCUGCCCGCACUACGAGAAAGUGAGCGGCGAUUACGGCCACCCCGUCUACAUCGUCCAGGAAAUGCCUCCUCAGAGCCCCGCUAACAUCUACUACAAGGUGUGAAAGACUGAGGACUCAACUUUGAACCUUCACCCUGUUGCCCCCUCGAUGAAUCAGCCCCUCCCCAUUGGGGGCGGGUGACGAAGCUCACUCUGAGCUUCUUCUCGUGGCUGUCGUAAACUUUUUUUGUUUGUUUUUUUUUUUUUUCCGAAUAUUCCUUAUUAUUCUUCAGUGUAGAGUUUUUAAGCGGUGGAGUGAGGCUGCUGCUUUCAACCCCCUCACGAUUAGUAACAAAAAAGAAACACGUGCACUAAAUGAUGUGUCUUUGUGAGGUGGGGAUGUGUUCGGGGCCCGUGUUUAAAGCGGUGAGGGGACAAGGGUGACUCUCCUUAUGAGGAGAAGGACAAAAUAAGAGCGACAGAAUGAAGUGACUCAAGUAAACAAACAAUCAAGGAGCCCUGACUGCGAACUGCUGCCUGUCGUGGGGACGCUCCUGGGUUCAUUGGUCACGCAUACAGGAAGUGGACUUUGAGGAAACAGGACUCUUCGGACGCACUGUCGGACCUUAACACACACGGACAUCACCUGUUUCGCUCGCCUUCUUGGUCACCGUUUUUUUUUUUUUUUUUCUCUCGUUUCCACUCUCCCUUCAUCUCGCAAACUUCUUUUCUCUCCUGUUACUUGAAGGCUUUGCGUAUGGUCAUAUGUCUUACUCGCAUUUCUCUUCGUCAUUCCCAAUAUGGCUCGCGUGCAGAUUCGUUUGAUAGAUCUAGGUAUUGUCAUAGAGAUCCUAUUGUGCUGGUUAAUUUGUGCUCUUUGUACGUUGUGGGAUACACACACACACACACACACACACACACUCUGACAUCGCACACAUUUCACUCAUGUAAAUUCGAAGCCAAGGGCUAGAGAGAGUGGGGGGGGGUGUUAUUGGAAAGUAGGAGGAAGAUGUGAACACUUUAGCAGCACUUUUCAAAAAAAAAACAAAAAACUACCACCUGGCGCAUACAGUAUGACACACACACACACACGAGAGUGAGUGACAGUUAGUAAAAUGGUGGCAUCGGCAAUAACUGUCUAACCGCCAUUAUUAUCAUCAUCACUCUCACCGAUAUAUUUUCACAAAUCCCUUUCUGAUGAACUGGUGCUGUCAUACUCAUGCAAAAGCACAGGGUCAUCUGACGCAUUGCUAUUAGCAUAAUUAUUAUAGUUAUUAUUUACUUUUUUUUUUUUAACGAGACAAGACUUAAUUAACAUGUUGUUAUGUUGAUUUUGUUUAGUUGUACAUUAAAAUGGAGGAGAUGAGAGUUUAAAAAAAACCAACAACAACAACAACAAAAAAAAAACGUGGAAGCAGACAGAAAGAAAUAGAAAGAACUUAUUUAUGAUACACAGAGCACACAAAUGUCCAGGCAGAUAUUAAUAACUUAAUAAGCAAGCAGGCACAUUAUGCAAACGUAGACCUUUCCCAUUUUUUCUUUUUUUUUGAAACAUUUAUCACCCCCCCUCCCCAUUCACACCAAAUGCGAUCAGUCUUUACACAAAUAGUUGCCUUUUGAACCAUAUAUACUACACAUACUGACACAUAUGGCCAGGAACGGGGCAGCUUGGGAAAGAAAGCCCGAGAGAAAACAGCACGUUGGGUUUUAAAAUAGCCGAAAGGAAUGAGAAGGAAGGGCCAAAAAGAGUGGAGGAAAGGCAAGUCUGGCACAAUCUUGCUUAGCGAGGAUAAACUAAACCAGCUCCUCUAGCCUGGCUGUCUUGUUUGAUGAAGCUCAGAGAGUUUUGGGUUGAAAUUAGGCCUCUCAAGUGGGAAGGAGGGCACCGGACAAGAGUUACGAAGGGAAUUAGCUCAGGCUAAAAUUGUGAGAGAUAAAAAAAGAAGGGGCAACUUUGGUGCUACUCCCUAGACACGGACAUGUUGAGCUGCUGGCAGGCGAAGAAGUAGCCAAGUGGAGUCUGUAGCUGCACCCAUGGGACCGACUGGGUGGAUUCCCACAAUCCUCUAUGUGCUCGUCCCUCAGCGAUCACGAGAAACCGCUCUGGUCAGCGUAACAGUGUGUGUGGUUGUACACGUGAACCUUUCUAUUGAACUAUUUGUUGUAUUUCUCUCAUUGACACUUCACGCAUUGAUAAGGUUCACCUGCCGUGGACUUUAGAGAUUUGGAUAACUCGACAUAAGCAGAGAUCUGGCCGUGCGUCGCCAUGGUCACGUAUUAAUUGUUCAUAUUUUUCAUUUCCAUCUGUUUCAUGGAGAUUGUCGAAUCUCGCCAAGAAGCCAAGCCUUGUGGGAUCUGAGGUUUGUGCCUCUGUAAGAGGCCACAAAAUAAGCAAAUAUGCAAUUUUUAUUUAUUUUUGUAACAAUUGAGAGACAAAAUGAAAUGCUUACACCUAUGGAAAAGUGUUCUUAUCCACUGAAAUGAGUGAAAUUAAACAAAAACAAUACAACAUAAACAAAACAACACAAUCCUGUUGUGUUUCCUUUUUUUCCUGAGAUCGUUUUCUUUUUAUAAAGCAGAUUUCUUUCAGUGAGGAUUUUUUUUUUUUAGUUUGUCCAGUUGAUAUGAGGUAAACUGUGAAAAAACACAUCCACAAAAUUGAGCAGAUGCUUUGAAAGUCAUAUUACAGAACACACACCUUUGGUUGCUGUCUGAUAUGGAACUAAAAAUAAACGACAAUCUUCUUAGUUUCUUUAAAUCUGAAGGCCGUUCUUUACUAAGCACCUCGCAAACAUUCCUCUGAAAGCCUAACGAGAGGAAUGAGAUUCGUCCAGUUGUGCCGCCUUUGGAAACUCGGAUGUUUGUGAAAUGCAAAGUGAAGCGUCUUCAGGCUACUGUAAAAUGCCUUGCUCAUUUCCUCAUCCCGAGUUCAGAUGACUCAGUAAUUUUUUGCACCGUACACCUGUAGGUAAGAAAGCUGUAAAUAAAUUAAUGUUUGUAUUGUAUAUGGAUCCCUGGUUCAAAUGAUAGCCUUAUUCACAUGUUUUCUUUUUAAGUAAAUAAAAAUACAAAGGACGGGGUUGAAAACGACACAGUGAAACACAGAAUACUACUUUUUUUUUUUUGGAUAAAUAUAUUGUGUAAAUAUCAACAACAGACCCAACAUAACAUUUUUUUAUAAACGCAUAGUAAGAUGUUUUGUAUAAAAUUGGAAUUUUUUGCUAUGUAUUUUAGCUAGCGCUCGUCUGAAGUCCUCGGCCCUAACGCCCCGCCCCUUUGCACUGUUUCCAUGGUAAUUUGGUUUUAUUAAAAAAAAAAAAAAGAAGAAAGUUGCCAAACCAACUGCUGCAUAUUUGUGCCAUACGUGUGUACCAUAGAUAUUUAUUUAAUUAGUUCUUGGUUUUUGUUUGUAUUUGACUUCAUUUCUGUCUAGUUUGUACACAAAUUCAGUAUUAUGGUUGGGUUUGUCUUUCCUCACACUUCCCGUUUGUCCGUCUGUCGCUGUGGUUUUCCCAGUGGCUGUAGCUCCGCCCCUUUCCCUUAACUUCCCUUCCUUUCCCUUCCAGUGAGAUCUGGUCAGGCCAUGAAACAGUUAAAACACACACACACAUUCCACCAGUCUGUUACAAACUGAAAAUGUUUUUCAAUAAAAUGUUUUUCCUAUGGAA
Neoarius graeffei (lesser salmon catfish) is the source of this 5442-nucleotide messenger RNA. It is a transcript of the gene efnb2a, whose product is annotated as ephrin-B2a. Gene Ontology annotation, molecular function: ephrin receptor binding. Gene Ontology annotation, biological process: axon guidance; blood vessel morphogenesis; ephrin receptor signaling pathway. Bases 909 to 1898 code for a protein of 329 amino acids. Gene Ontology annotation, cellular component: plasma membrane. The record is from RefSeq and is a predicted model, not a curated record. The transcript has 5 exons. NCBI's taxonomy places the organism in Eukaryota, Metazoa, Chordata, Actinopteri, Siluriformes, Ariidae.